This is a messenger RNA of Myxozyma melibiosi, 1281 nucleotides long. RefSeq lists its product as uncharacterized. Lineage: Eukaryota; Fungi; Ascomycota; Lipomycetes; Lipomycetales; Lipomycetaceae. The transcript is spliced from 2 exons. Gene Ontology annotation, molecular function: U6 snRNA binding; metal ion binding; pre-mRNA binding. The record is from RefSeq and is a predicted model, not a curated record. Gene Ontology annotation, cellular component: Prp19 complex; U2-type catalytic step 1 spliceosome; U2-type catalytic step 2 spliceosome. Bases 153 to 1196 code for a protein of 347 amino acids.
CUUCUCUCAUCGUCAUCUCCUCUCCUGGCUGGUGGGUGGGAGCACUACCAAAACCACCCCGGGUAAACACAACCCCAAACCUGAUCCCGCCCAAACCACCGUCAAACCUCUACUCUCCCAACUCUCAAUAACUAUUCCCAUCAUAUUCACCCAUGUCGUCCUCUCCAGAGCCCGGCCCGCAGUUACCUGCCGAACCCGCGUCCGAAGCAGUCUUUGAAGUUGCCCAGGAUGCGACGCAGGCGCCUGACAGGCCGCUGAAGCGCUCUGCGCAGCCGAACGACGACGAAGGCGAAGAAGUCGUCAACGUGCUCGAGCUCGAGCAGGAUCCCUCUGCGACCACGGAAGACAACCCCCCCGCAGAUGGCGAGGAGCAGUCGACUGAACUGACAAAGACGAAAAAGCACAAGGACAAGAAGAAGAAGAAAGAUAAAAACAAACCGCGGCCGGCGCGUCCCCAGGCUGAUCUCGCAUCGAUGAAAGAUCGCCCGCCGCAGCAGACCGGCACGGUCUUUAAUAUCUGGUACAACAAAUGGAGCGGAGGCGACAGAGAGGACAAGUACGCCGCCAAGGGCAAAGCCGAAGGACGAUGCAACGUCGCUCGUGAUUCGGGAUACACAAAGGCAGAUAAAGUCCCCGGCUCUUAUUUCUGCAUCUUCUUUGCUCGCGGCGUGUGUCCGCUGGGCAAGAACUGCAACUAUCUACAUCGCCUGCCGACAGUCACAGAUAUGUUUGAUCCGAGCGUCGACUGCUUCGGCCGCGACAAGCACGCAGACUAUAGAGACGAUAUGGAUGGCGUCGGCAGUUUCCAGCGGCAAAACAGAACAAUCUACAUCGGCCGCAUCUUUGUCUCUGACGAUAUCGAAGAAGUCGUCGCUCGCCAUUUCGCAGAGUGGGGCGACAUCGAACGAAUCCGGGUACUCAACUCCCGCGGCGUCGCAUUCGUAACCUACGUCAACGAAGCAAACGCCCAAUUCGCAAAAGAAGCAAUGUCCUGCCAAUCCCUCGACCACGACGAGAUCCUCAACGUCCGCUGGGCGUCCGUCGACCCGAACCCGCUCGCGAAAGCACGCGAGCAACGCCGCGUCGAAGAACAAGCGGCCGAGGCGGUCAAGAAGUUGCUGCCGCCUGAUUUUCUGGAAAAAUUACAGCGCGAACAGAGUACCGCGCUUCAGCCGGCAAAGAGACGCAAGUACUGAUUGUCGCAUCUAAAAGUCGGUUUCAUUUACUACUAUGGAGUUCUUUGAUUUUCCUUGUCAUGUAUACUAGAUUACAGAACCAGUG